Coniophora puteana RWD-64-598 SS2 is the source of this 515-nucleotide messenger RNA. RefSeq lists its product as uncharacterized. NCBI's taxonomy places the organism in Eukaryota, Fungi, Basidiomycota, Agaricomycetes, Boletales, Coniophoraceae. The transcript has 3 exons. The coding region runs from base 60 to 236 and encodes 58 amino acids. The record is from RefSeq and is a predicted model, not a curated record.
GUGGAGAAAGGAAGGGACGACGGCGAAAGUAAUUCGCAAGGCGAUCCACGUACUCGUAGAUGAAAGGAAAGAAGGACCGGACACACGACGCUCACGCUGCCUCAUAUGCAGGUGGAGAGCGCGUGGAUGAAGAUAGGCUAGCUAGGGGCUCAGCGCUCAUCCUCAAAGUCUUCGUCCUGGUCACCAAGCACGAUGUGUUUGGUGCGUCCCGGAAUUGGCGGACCUUGCUCGUCUAAAGGCACAUACUGACCCCGUUCCACGAGGCCAAUAUCCUUCGGACGUUCGCUAGGGUGAACUAGUUGGCAGCGGUAUGAAAUGGCAAAUUUUGUCGAUAGAAAGCAAAGGAGAGCCUGAACGACGAGUGCAAGCGAUUGUAUCGCAAUCGAACCUGUAUAGUCCCCAAAACAUCUUACCUCUCUCGGUGGGCAGGUAUCGCCGAUGAUCCAAACGACUAGUAGCCGUACAGCGCUGACGACAACAACGAUGCCCUUGACGAAGAUGGAUGACUUCGUGUA